Molecule: messenger RNA, 1334 nt
Organism: Arabidopsis arenosa
Lineage: Eukaryota; Viridiplantae; Streptophyta; Magnoliopsida; Brassicales; Brassicaceae
Source: the annotation of a GenBank genome assembly
AUAACAUGAUGCUUUUAAUCCUCACGAAUUCACUUAAUCAAAACCGGCUGAAAAACAGAUGUAACAUUUAAUUUAACAUAAUCACAUCAAUCUAAAGUAUUAAACUUUCACUCACUUUUACAAUUGCCCAUACCAUGAUCAUAUAUCAAUCAGUAGCUAAAUCAAUAGAUGGAUCGGGCUCCGGUGACCACAGGACCUAUGGAUAUGCCGAUUAUGCACGACAGUGAUCGAUAUGACUUCGUUAAGGAUAUUGGUUCUGGUAAUUUCGGUGUUGCUCGUCUUAUGAGAGAUAAACUCACUAAAGAGCUUGUUGCUGUCAAGUACAUCGAGAGAGGAGACAAGAUUGAUGAGAAUGUUCAAAGGGAAAUCAUUAAUCACAGGUCAUUAAGGCAUCCUAAUAUUGUCAGAUUUAAAGAGGUCAUUUUGACACCGACUCAUCUGGCUAUCAUAAUGGAAUAUGCUUCUGGCGGUGAACUUUACGAGCGGAUUUGCAAUGCAGGACGGUUUAGUGAAGAUGAGGCUCGGUUCUUCUUUCAGCAGCUUAUAUCUGGAGUCAGUUAUUGUCAUGCAAUGCAAAUUUGCCAUCGCGACCUAAAGCUCGAGAAUACAUUGUUGGAUGGGAGUCCUGCUCCUCGAUUAAAAAUUUGUGAUUUUGGAUAUUCAAAGUCUUCUGUUCUUCAUUCACAACCAAAGUCAACUGUCGGUACUCCUGCAUACAUUGCUCCAGAGGUUCUGCUUCGUCAGGAAUAUGAUGGCAAGAUUGCAGAUGUAUGGUCAUGUGGUGUGACCUUAUACGUCAUGUUGGUUGGAGCUUAUCCGUUUGAAGAUCCCGAUGAGCCAAGAGACUAUCGGAAAACAAUACAGAGAAUCCUUAGCGUUAAAUACUCAAUCCCUGACGACAUACGGAUAUCACCUGAAUGCUGUCAUCUAAUUUCAAGAAUCUUCGUGGCUGAUCCCGCUACCAGAAUUAGCAUUCCAGAGAUCAAAACCCACAAUUGGUUCUUGAAGAAUCUCCCAGCUGAUCUACUGAGCGAGAGCAACACAGGAAGCCAGUUUCAGGAGCCUGAACAACCAAUGCAAAGCCUUGACACAAUCAUGCAAAUCAUCUCUGAAGCCACAAUUCCCGCUGUUCGAAACCGUUGCCUAGACGAUUUCAUGACAGACAAUCUUGAUCUUGACGAUGACAUGGAUGACUUUGAUUCUGAAUCUGAAAUCGACAUUGACAGUAGCGGAGAGAUAGUUUACGCUCUCUAAUAAAAAAGCUUUUUUAAUGACCAAAACACUUCUCUUAUCUGUUCUAAGACCAGUGUCCUGAUCCUCUGGUUUCAAUUUCU